AUGUCGUCGCGCGGUGGCCGCGCACCUUCGGGACCAUGGAGUCGAUUAAAACCUAUGAAUCUCGAUCCUCUCGAGGUCAUUGGCCUCCCUUCGAAGGGCGAUCACAGACUCCUCGACCACAAAGCACAAGAACGAUAUUACACGAAGAUUGUCGAGAGAUAUAUGGCAUUUUGUUCCGAAGCAGGUCGAGGCGAUGAACUUAUACGACGAAUGGCGCGCAUGGACAUCUCGAACCAGAGCAUCCCCGAGAACAACCGACCGAAGACAGCACCUGCUACCCCGAAUAUAUCUAUGAAUGCUAUGGCUGCCAACGCCGAUGUGUCAGGGCAGAAAGAUCUCUCGGUGCUCAUAAUGGCUAUGCGGAAACUGCGAGAAGGAAUUGUUGCUACGAAGAGGGUGGACGACUUCUCGAUCCAGGCGUACAUUUUUUGCAUUCGGCUCUCGAUCCUGGUGAAGCAUAUGGAAUCGUACCACCCAGCCAUACACCAUCUUCUGAAGAAGAUGCAUACGGUCCAACCUCUUACGAAUACGGAACUACAAGAGUUCGUGGGAUAUUUGGUACUGGACCUUGCAUGCAGGCAGAAUGAUCUGUCUCAAGCCUACCUUGUGAGGAACGAGUACCGGCUUCACGACAACAAAGUGGAUGCCAUUCUCCGCGCUCUUACCCACGAUAAUUAUUUCCUAUUUUGGAGAGUGAAACGAAGCGUGGAUGGCCAUAAAGCAAAGUUGAUGGAGUUUGCGGAAGAUGGAAUGAAGAAGCAAGCAUUGAAAUGCCUCGGAAGGAGUUACCUGAGCAUUGAUCUCCCCGCCGUGGAGCAGUCAACGAACACACCUUGGCCAUUACUAACCAAAGAAUUCGGCGUUGGGUGGCAACUGGAGGGUACGAAGGUCAUCAUUCGAAAGCCCAAGACGAAAUGA
Messenger RNA from Cadophora gregata, 918 nucleotides. RefSeq lists its product as uncharacterized. The transcript is spliced from 2 exons. NCBI's taxonomy places the organism in Eukaryota, Fungi, Ascomycota, Leotiomycetes, Helotiales, Ploettnerulaceae. Bases 1 to 918 code for a protein of 305 amino acids. The record is from RefSeq and is a predicted model, not a curated record.